CUCCGUGUCUCCCUCCCGUGUCUGUCGGUGUCUCUCUGCCUGUGUCUCCGUGUCUCUGUCUGUGCGUGUGUCUCUGUCUGUGUCUCCGUGUCCCAGUCUCGCCUGCUGUCUGUGCGUGUGUCUCUGUGUGUGUCUCUGUGUGUGUCUCUGUGUGUCUGUCUGUGUCUCUGUGUGUCUCUGUGUGUGUCUCUGUGUCUCUGUGUGUCUCUGUGUGUCUCUGUGUCUCUGUCUGUGUCUCUGUGUGUCUCGCCGUCGUCUCGCGGUCUCCACUCUCAGCAUGGGCAGCUUCCAGCUUAUGCUUCUGCUCGCAUUCAUGUCGCUCGACUACGUGACCCCGUGGACUUUUCACUUCUCCAACUUGACCCUGCAAUGGUCGGACGCCCUCAAGUUCUGUCGCCGAAGGCAUCGGGACCUGGCGUUCGUCGCCGACUCGACCCUCAAUCGCCUCCUCGCGUCCACCCUGCCCACGGACCGAGGCUACUUCUGGAUCGGCCUGAGGAGGAGCCCUGACGGGAAGGAGGGCGAAGAGGUGGAUAGGGAUGGAGGUGGUGGUGGUGGUGGUGGUGGAGGAGGAGGAGGUGGAGGGUCGUGGAAGUGGCUCAAUGGAACGUCAGAGGCCACGUACCUCAACUGGGCUCCCGGGGAGCCGAACAAUCGCAAGAGCAACGAAGACUGCGUGGAGAUGUACGUGAAGGCCGGCAGGAGCGGCGGGGGAGAUGGUGGAGGUGAUGGUGGUGUAGAAGAUCCGGCACACGGGCGUUGGAACGAUGAAUCUUGUCGCAAGAGGAAGAGGGCUCUUUGCUUCAGAGACUCCUGCGAGCCCGGGGCGUGCUCCGGGCAGGGCGACUGCGUGGAGGUCUUCCAGGGCCGCCGCUGUGCAUGCUGGGAGGGCUACGAUGGAGAGGCCUGCGAGAAAAUGGCCGCACCUUGGACUAGUGCUGCCCCCUCAUCUGUGCCUUGUCUACUGGAGGCUUCCCAACGUGACCAGCAGCAGGCAGCAGCAGCAUCAGCAGCAGUAGCAUCAGCAGCAGCCACGGGACAUGAGUCGGCCCCCAACGCCGUCACCGCUGGGUUCAAUCCCUAGCCCGUGUCAGAGACACUGAGAGCCUGGGUUCGAGCCCUGGGUCUGGGUGUCUCUCUCUCAGUGGGUUCACAAUGGCCGUGUCAGAGACACUGAGAGCCUGGGUUCGAGCCCUGGGUCUGGGUGUCUCUCUCUGUGGGUUCACAAUGGCCGUGUCAGAGACACUGAGACCCUGGGUUCGAGCCCUGGGUCUGGGUGUCUCUCUCUCAGUGGGUUCACAAUGGCCGUGUCAGAGACACUGAGACCCUGGGUUCGAGCCCUGGGUCUGGGUGUCUCUCUCUCAGUGGGUUCACAAUGGCCGUGUCAGAGACACUGAGACCCUGGGUUCGAGCCCUGGGUCUGGGUGUCUCUCUCUCAGUGGGUUCACAAUGGCCGUGUCAGAGACACUGAGACCCUGGGUUCGAGCCCUGGGUCUGGGUGUCUCUCUCUGUGGGUUCACAAUGGCCGUGUCAGAGACACUGAGAGCCUGGGUUCGAGCCCUGGGUCUGGUUGUCUCUAUUUGCUGUCCAUGCCUCUCAAUGUGUGGGACGCCCUCACUCGCAGCGUUCCCAAGUGAACACGGCUGCCCACGGAGUCGAUAUCGUUGCGUGUUUUUGAUUUAAAUAAAAAUAAAAAGAGACAACAAUCCAA
Molecule: messenger RNA, 1711 nt
Organism: Lethenteron reissneri (Far Eastern brook lamprey)
Lineage: Eukaryota; Metazoa; Chordata; Hyperoartia; Petromyzontiformes; Petromyzontidae
Product: L-selectin-like
Source: RefSeq, a predicted model, not a curated record